Messenger RNA from Rhododendron vialii, 1163 nucleotides. RefSeq lists its product as uncharacterized. The record is from RefSeq and is a predicted model, not a curated record. NCBI's taxonomy places the organism in Eukaryota, Viridiplantae, Streptophyta, Magnoliopsida, Ericales, Ericaceae. The coding region runs from base 64 to 924 and encodes 286 amino acids. Gene Ontology annotation, molecular function: protein binding. The transcript is spliced from 4 exons.
UCGUUUGAGACUUGGCAAAGACUUCUCUCUCUCUCUCUCUCUCUCUCUCUCUCUCUACAGUUGAUGUUUAACAAUUCGCUGCCUUCAGCUAUGGAGGUUUCAAGUCUCCAUGCGCCGUCACUGAAGCCUCAGCUUAAUCGACUUUUUCUUCCUCGAACGGGAAGUAUUUCUAAUAUCAGGGAUUCUAGUAGCUUUCCAUGUCCAUGCAUCAAGCGUUCUUCGAUGCUUCAUCGCCUCUCAUCACUAUCUACAAACCAACAAAAUUUAGUUUUAGCUCGUAGUAUUGGACGAGGAGAUGGCAUGGGGGUCUUGCUUAAUCACAACCCCGAUUCGAGAACUGCAGCACUUGCCCCAUUCGGAAAAGCUUCUCGUUCGCAUUCACAUAGACUAUGUGUUGCUAAAAGCGAGGGCUCAGGGGGAGCUUUAAGCAGUGAAAGCAUCACACUAGAUGAGGAGACAUUAAAGCGGGACCUGCAAAUCGCCAUUCAGGAGGAAAACUACGCACGAGCUGCCAAACUCAGGGAUACCCUCCGAUUUCUCCAGGAGGAUGGCAAAGCCGCGGUACUAUCAGCAAACACUCGAUUCUACAACUCGUUCCGGAAAGGUGACCUGGCAUCCAUGCAAGCCCUUUGGGCUAAAGGUGAAAAUGUUUGUGUUGUGCACCCAGGUGUGGGUGCCAUAUCUGGUUAUGACCUUGUAAUGGGGAGCUGGGAACUUGUUUGGGCUGAUUAUGAGUUUCCACUAGAGAUUGAGGUUAAAGAUGUUCAAGUUCACGUGAGAGGCGAUUUUGGGUAUGUUACUUGCUCUGAAAUGGUUACAACAAAGGGAAGCAGCUGGGGGAGACAGAUCGCAACGAAUGUGUUUGAGAAGAUCGACGGUCAAUGGUUUAUCUGUGUUCACCACGCAUCACAUGUUGACUUUUGAAGCAGAGAGAUUUGUUGGACAUCUGCCUUCUGAAAUUUUCAUAUAUCCUCCUACUUUCAGCCAGUGGAAUGAUUUAUACAAACAUUUGCGUAAUGACUCUGAGUUGGCAGUAGUGUAUUCAGAUUGUGUUAGUGUAAACUUGUUUGCAACUCAUGAUGCCAUGGUUCACUAAGUUUCUUCUGUUCCCAGGAAAUAACUGCCUCGUUGCUUUCUAAUACAAAACAGAACCAUUACAAAAA